AUGGCGGACAAAAGAAUACAGUUGAUCCAAUGUGCCGGGAAUCUGAAGCGGAGCAGAUCUGAGGGAACAUUAGUUGAUGUAGAUGACGAUGUUUUUACCAGCAGCCCAAAUGGUGGGCUCCAAGCAAACUUGGACCGCACAGAUGGCCCAAAGUCCGCAGGGACAAAAAACCCUUUCUGGAACAAGUCUGGAUCCAAUCCUUUUCUAGACGACAUCGUGUCAAGCCAUGCAAAUGAAAACCAUUCUGUUCCGAUCGAAGCCAAACAAGAUAACACCAACAAUGAGGACGCAGCGAGCACAUCCUCAGACGAAGGAAAUAUCGGAAACCAUUUGGAAAACAGGAACAAAUUCAGCAACAAGUCAGGACGGUGGAGAAGCGCUUCUGACAUUUUGGACGAAUUGGAAAAAAAACCGCCAAAACGCGCCAAUAGUGUCUCAAAACCACCCGGGACUGUCUUAAACCCGGAUUUUGAAUGGUUAAAAGACGACAGGGAAGCCUAUAAAAUGGCCUGGUUGAGCCAUCGGCAGCUCACUCGCUCCUGUCUCGAUCUAAACUUAAUGAGCCAAAGCAAAGGUUGGGCUCAAACCCAGGCCACAGACUUCCAGGUGAUAUGCAAGAUCGGACACACAGGAGACUCUGUUCAGCUACCCGACUCACAGGUAAGCAUCCAUUUCCCAGAAGGCCAUGUGGCGCCCGGGGAAGUGCAAGAAGUGACCCUGAAAGCAACAUUGGACCCUCCCCCUGGGCUCAAUAACAACUACACGACGACCAUGAGCCCCUUGGUGGAAGUGAUCCUUAGCAACAUCAAUACGAAAAAGUGCAUUUCUCUAGACAUGAAGCUUUCUGGAGAGGUGCGUGCUGAUCAGACCAGCCAGCUCAUGACCACUGUCACCGGAUUGACGUCGAAUAAGAGAGAAGGCCCCUAUGUCAAAAUGGAUGAUUGUUCCAUUUCCAGAAACACAAUGCAAAUGAAGCUGCAGGAUUUGAAGACGCAUUUUUACAUAAUUGCCGUGGCGGAGGCUUGUGCCAUCGAGCCCCCCGCCACUUCAGUGUGGGAUUAUCUGGACCGACCGAUCACCGUGGCAGUUUAUGGUCCUCGCUACAUCCAUCCGUCAUUUAAAGUCGUAAUAGUGGCGUGCUGUCACGACGAUGUCCCACCGAAGCUACCAUUUUCAGACGUCUGCAGAGGCAACAAAACUCUACCCCCUCUAGUCUUGCAGCUCUGGGGGAAACAUCACUUGAAACCAGACAAGCUUAACGACAUGAAAAUCGCAAUCAGCGUGAUGGAGACGGUGUUCAAAAUCCCUCCCGAAGACGCGCUUAAAGAGGUCAGAAAAAGCCAGCUUAAAAUAGGCACCGUUUUGCAUCUGCCGGUUGCUUUAUCAUGCGAUAGGACAGGUCACAUGGAGCCUUUCACGCUUGCGUUAUGUGUUAAAGAAGCAAACGCUGAAACCGUAGCUCAGUUCCAAGUGGUUUCGCCAACCGCGGCACCACUGCGCAGUGAAAAGCGACCAAGGAACUCUGAAAAGCGACUGGAGAUCCCCACAAGUCCAACAAUUCCUGAGGAGAGCGUGCCAGCUUUUCCAAUAUUCCAAGACAACCCGGUGAAUCUGCAGUGGUACGGAGUUGCUCUGAAGUCGGUUCUCAGACAGCCGCGAGUGGAUUACCUGCUGGAGUAUUUUAAAGGAGACACUAUGGCUCUUCUCUCCAAAGACACUGUCAAAUCAGUUGGCAAUUUCAAAGUAAAAGAGUGGUACAUUGGGUUUCUCCGAGGCCGGAUUGGGUUAAUUCACUGCAAAAACGUCAAGCUCAUAGCCAAAGAUCAAGUAAUGGACUUCACUGGGAUUCAUAUGACGACAGAGGUGCUACUCAACAACAUGACGCAGCCCUUUAAAAAGCUGACGUACAUGUAUUCUGCCAUUCAGACUAUGGUGACGGAUCAUAUAAGCAGCUGGAGAGACUUUGCCAGUUCGUUAGGCUAUCACAAUCUGACCCUAGACACCAUCACGAGGUGCUACACGGAGAGUGAAGUGGACAAAGUGGCCAGUGUGUUGGAGAGGCUGAAGGAGGACUGUCACACUGAUAAGAGCAAGAGGAAGUUUCUGCAUGAACUCAUUAUUGGCCUGUUGAAGAUGGAUGCUGUAAACCUGGCGGCUCAGCUGAUCCAGAACACGGUGAUCCUGUCAACGGCGGUGGAGCUGGGGUCGCGGUGGAGAGAACUCGCCGAGAAGAUGGGAAAACUCAACAGCACUCAGAUAUCUGCGUAUGAAGCCCCUCACCGCGGCAAGACGGGCGACGUGUCCGCCCAGGCCAUGUGGAAACCCGCCUAUGACUUCCUCUACUCCUGGAGCCAGCGCCACAGAAAUAGUUACAAGGACAUGAUUCAGGACCUGCACUUGGUUCUGGACAAGAUGAAAAACCCCACGACCCGACAGUGGAGGCAGCUGACGGGAGCGCUCAUCACCGUCAACUGUCUGCAACUCUUCCGAAACUCUGCAUUCCCCAAAUCAUAG
This is a messenger RNA of Knipowitschia caucasica, 2514 nucleotides long. Lineage: Eukaryota; Metazoa; Chordata; Actinopteri; Gobiiformes; Gobiidae. The record is from the annotation of a GenBank genome assembly.